GUGUCAACGUUACGUGCCGUGCCAAUGCCAUUGCAAUGCAUGCUACUUGCUACUUGCCAGUCUACUGUGCAUUCUACGUAUUUUAUUCGCAUGCAUGCGAUUCUAGUUUUGGGAAUUGUAUAUUCAGAAACGAAACAUUAAUAAAAUUUGAUAAUAAUGUGUGGAAUAUUUUGUGAAAUAUGUUUCUGUGAGAACCAACAAAUAAAGGAUGCCCAAGUGAUGCAGCGCAUUAAAAACAGGGGCCCCGACUGUGUACGAAGCGUAGAAAUGAGUUUGGGUGACGGUUUAACUGCCUUCUUUUGUGGAGCUGUACUUUGGAUGCAAGGCCGUGAGCUAACACCUCAGCCUGUGGAAAAUGACCAAGGAGUGUUAUUAUACAACGGCGAUAUAUUUGAUGACAGUUGGCCCUGUGAUGUUAGCGAUACAACAGUCAUUAUGGAAAUGCUAACCAAGGCUGAGAAACCAACAGACGAAUUUAUUGUUCAGCAACUAAAAUUAUUAAAAGGCCCAUUUGCAAUCAUAUACUAUGAAAAACGGAAUAAUAAGCUAUACUUUCUCAGAGACAGAAUAGGAAGAAGUUCCUUGUUGUUUCACAAAAGUGACAAUACUAUAGUUAUUGGCAACACAUUAGGAAGAAAAUAUGACUGUGUUGAAGUUCCAGCCACACAUAUACAAAUAUUAAAUCUAAGAACAAAUACAGUCAAGCUCUGCCCUUGGGAUGAAGAAUUACAUACCAGCAAAGAAUUAACCAUUAAUGAUUGGACAGAACAACUGAGAAAACAACAGAGUUUACCCGAUGAUGAAUUUUCUUUUGAGUAUACGGAAAAAGAAUUAACAAAAUAUGUAAUUACUUUUGAUAUUUUUAAUGGUUUAUGUCUCUGUCUGCAUGUUUAUUAUAUUCAGAUUUUCUGGUUAUUUCAGGAUGAAGUAGUAGCAUUCAUAGAAUCAACAGCUAGAGAAAUAAAAUGUAAAUCAACACUUAUGAAGAAACUGUUAGAAAACACUAUUAUAAAGAAUACUGUUGUGAAAGUGACGAAGCUAUUGGAAAUAAGCAUUAAUUUGAGAUUAAAUAGACAACCAAAUAAAUGUAAAAAGUGUUUAAAUAAUACAAUACAUAGUUGUAGUCAUUGUACAGUAGGAAUACUGUUCUCUGGUGGUCUGGACUGUACAAUAUUAGCUGUACUGGCUGAUAAGUAUUUACCAAGAGAACAAACCAUAGACCUUAUCAAUGUAGCAUUUAAAAAAGAUCACAAAAGUACAUUUGAUGUACCCGAUCGAAUAACAGGGAAACAAUCACUACAAGAAUUACAAAAACUAUGUCCAACCAGGAAAUGGGUGUUUAGAGAAGUUAAUAUACCAAAAGAAGAAGUGGAAAAAUAUCAAGAGAAUGUUAUUGGGGAUCUUAUUUAUCCUCGAAAAACAAUCUUGGAUGAAAGUCUCGGAACAGCCUUAUGGUUUGCUGCGAGAGGUCAGAGUAGCUUAGAAUCCUCCAGUUGUAGAGUAUUAUUAGUAGGCUCUGGUGCUGAUGAAUUAUUUGGUGGAUACACAAGGCACAAAAAUGCAUUCAAAAGAAAUGGUUGGCAGGGGCUUAACAAGGAAUUACAAUUAGACUGGAAAAGAAUUUCCUUUAGAAAUCUGGCCCGAGAUAACAGGGUCAUAUGUGAUCAUGGCAGACAACCUCGAAUGCCAUAUCUAGAUGAAGAUUUUACAAGUUAUAUUCUUCAAUUGAAACCAUGGUUAAGGUGUUUUCCCAGUGAAGAUUUAGGCAUUGGUAUUGGAGACAAGCUCAUGCUGAGACUGGUUGCCUUUAAUCUUGGAUUAACUGAAGCUGUUAUUUUACCUAAAAGAGCACUUCAAUUUGGCUCAAGAAUAGCAAAUAAAAAAGAGAAAGGAAGUGACAUAUCAAAAACUUUCUUUAAAAAUAUACCUCUGACAACAUAAUUUAUUUUUUUAAUAUUGAUUU
Molecule: messenger RNA, 1963 nt
Organism: Helicoverpa armigera (cotton bollworm)
Lineage: Eukaryota; Metazoa; Arthropoda; Insecta; Lepidoptera; Noctuidae
Product: asparagine synthetase domain-containing protein 1
Exons: 6
Coding region: 157-1941 (594 amino acids)
Molecular function (GO): asparagine synthase (glutamine-hydrolyzing) activity
Source: RefSeq, a predicted model, not a curated record